AUGAAACUAUUCCGUUUUUCAAUGAGUCUACGGUCAUCUCGUACGUGUUGCUUUGAAACAUUGAAAAGUAUUCCGGUAGUUUUUAUUCUUGGUAUUGUGGCAUGGUCUUAUUAUGCAUAUGUUAUACAAAUGUGUUUUUUAACUAUUGAUAGUGUUCCAAAAAAAGUUAUCUAUCUACUUAUUUAUCAUCCAUUAUUAUUUCUUUUCUUAUGGUCUUAUUAUCGAACGAUGUUUAAACCUUUGGCUGGACCACCUAGCGAAUUUUAUGUUGGCGAAGCAGAAGGUGAACGUAUAGCAACAGCACAAACAUUGGAUGAACGACGUUCAACACUUAUUCGUCUUUGUCGUCGGUCAAAUUUACCUGUAUUAACUCGACAUUUCGACGGAAGUUUACGUUAUUGUUUUUCAUGUCAAUGUAUAAAACCAGAUCGAGCUCAUCAUUGUUCUGUAUGUGGAAAAUGUGUUCUUAGAUAUGAUCAUCAUUGUCCAUGGACAAAUAGUUGUAUAUCUUAUGGAAAUUAUAAAUUUUUUGUUUUAUUUCUUGGCUGGGCCUUAAUAUUUUGUAGUUAUGUUGCUGCAACAUCAUUGGAAUAUUUUAUUUUAUUUUGGCAGGAUAUGAAUAAUUCAACAACACCAGGUGGAAGAUUUCAUUUACUUUUUCUUUUUUUUGCAUCAGUGAUGUUCGCUAUUAGUGUAUCUUCAUUAUUCUUUUAUCAUUUAUAUUUAACGGGAAAAAAUCGAACUACACUUGAAUCAUUCCGUGCACCAAUGUUUGCUGAUGGACCACAGAAAGAAGGAUUUAAUCUAGGUUGGAAACAAAAUUUUCAAGAAAUAUUCGGAAAAGAUUUACUUAGAGCUUUUAUACCAAUUUCAACAACACGAGGCGAUGGAGUUCAUUAUCAAAUAAAUAGUACAUUACUUGGUGGAUUACAACAACAGCAGCAACAAUUCAAUAAUGUUAGUACCGAUAUACUUUUACCAGUUGAUACAACAAUGAAUUCCAUGACCAAUGAUCGUAAUUACUUAUUGAAUGAAAAUAGCAACAAUAGAUAA
This is a messenger RNA of Adineta steineri, 1053 nucleotides long. The record is from the annotation of a GenBank genome assembly. NCBI's taxonomy places the organism in Eukaryota, Metazoa, Rotifera, Eurotatoria, Adinetida, Adinetidae.